Necator americanus (New World hookworm) is the source of this 1242-nucleotide messenger RNA. RefSeq lists its product as uncharacterized. The transcript is spliced from 13 exons. Bases 1 to 1242 code for a protein of 413 amino acids. Lineage: Eukaryota; Metazoa; Nematoda; Chromadorea; Rhabditida; Ancylostomatidae. Gene Ontology annotation, cellular component: membrane. The record is from RefSeq and is a predicted model, not a curated record.
AUGAUCCUCUUAUUCUGUGCCGCAUUAGUGCAAAUUGUCUCCUCAUGGCCUGAUGGAGCACCAUGUUUGCAUGCGGCAUAUGAAAGUAUGAAUCCUUUGGAAGCAGUGGAACAUCAAGGAGGAUUGCAGCUAACAGAACCACCGUACGAAAUCAAAGUAGAUCAGAAAUGUUACUGGAGGAAUCAACCGCUUACACUGCACCUUCAAGGUCUUAAUGAGAGCGUAUGGUAUAAAGGAUUUGUUAUUCAACCAUUCGAAUGGAGAGAUGGUCGAUUAGGUGAAAGGAUGGGACAACUGAUGAGGUUGGACGACAACGGUUCGUGGCAACAACAAUGUUUUCGGUUCAAAAAUUCCGCCACACAUUCUCAUGAUGAGAAAAAGAAGCAUAUGCGAUUAUGGUGGAAAAUCGAUGAGGACAGUCGAACAGUGCAAUUUGUUGCUACUGUAGUGAAGCAUCAGACGAUGUUCUGGGUGAAAUCCGUGCUAUCGAAUCCAAUUCCACCGUGUCGAGUUUCAAAGACUGGCAUCGAGAACUACCAGAAACCAAUGCCAACACUUCCGCCACCAGUGAAACAAUUCAAAAUGGACACUAUCAAAGCAUUCGGCACCGAACGCAUUCAGCCACCACCUCAGCUUCAGCUUCCGCCUCAACCUCAACCUCCGCUGCAAUCUCAACGUCAGCCGGAUAUAACAUUCACAACAAGAAUGUCGUCGCCAGUUCCUGUCACAACUCCCUCACCACCACCACCGCAACUUGUUGGAUCCUCGUCUACGCGAAUGAAACAGAUCAUACCCGUGGCAGAUGGUUUCCAAGGAAGACAAGUAUCUUUUGAACCUGGACUUCAAUCGAGAACAGUUUCGAACGCUGGGAUUCAAGCAAGGCCAGCGCCGAGUGACAAUCGGAUGACAAUGACAAAUACUCCUUUUCCUACCACUAUUGGCACAAGAAUACCGACAUCACAGCAAUUCUCGCAACCGUCGACACAGCGAAUUACAAUCUUACGACCAGAAACUUCAUUCAGACAGCAAAAUUCAUUCAGUGCUUCAAUCCAGACCAGACCAAGCUCUGUACCACUACAAUUUCGAUCCACACCUGACGUACGACGUCCAACAGUUAUGGUGCGAUUCUGCUUUGAUCGUGACGGUGCCGAUCGUUGCGCUGAUUGGGUCCCAUACUGCAGAAGUGAACGAUUUUAUGCCUACAUGAGGUCUUAUUGUACCAGAUCAUGUGGAUUCUGUUGA